CUAUGCACCAUUGUAAACAUUACAAUGUUCCAUGGUAGCCAUUACCAUGUCCAAAGUUAUACUUAGAAAACUUUGGUAACGUUCACUAUGUGCGGAUUCCGACAUAGUAAUCUUUACUAUUUUAUUUUCUCCGUGUAAUUUUUGACUAUGUGGGGUGACGUAAUUUCAAGAGAUUCACGGAAACCCUCUUUCCACUACGCAACCCUUCGACGCACAACUCACCCUGGAAUAAUCUUAUGUUGACCGCUAAGUCUUUAUUUCUCAGAGCGACCACUGGAAACAGAAACGUAGACUGAGGUUGACUAGGUAGAAAAAAUAAAAGAAAAAACAGAGUCACUGUCAGGGAGCUUUACAUUCAAUUUGAAAUUCUUUUGGAAAAGUGAUACAAAAAUGAAUAACUCAAUCUUGAGCUUCCUUUCGACUAUGACAUCGUUUAACGAUAAUCUAGACAACAGUAUUUACACGUUUCCCAUUUCGUUUAUAGUUAAUAAAUUCUGAUACCACAAAAGAAAAAAAAACUAAACUAACUCACAUCAAGUCAAAACUCACUAAAGUCUAACAAUUAAAUCGAACAUUCAACUGUCAUAACGUCGAAAAUAUGAAGUCGAAGAAAUUAAAUAUUCACAAUUAAAGAAAAAAUAUCAGAGAUAUUCAUAUGAAUCAUAACAAAAUAGAGAACGAUUAAAACCGAAUCAUCUACGUGAUAAAUAACGCUGGCGAACGAACGCAAUCAAAACAUUCCUGAUCUAACACAAGUCAGCGAAACGGACCAAGGUCAAGAGACUUCAAAAUUCGCUCAUUCAAUGGCCUUCGCACGUAACUGAUAGCAAGAGUAAUAACUCUCUAUUACACGCAACACGAAGCCGUUACCAUAAAUUCCAAAAUUCACAAGUAAAUUAUAUUUGAAAUUUCCAAAUUACUUCUCUAAGACACUCAACACAAUUCAAUAGCGCGAAACACGAUAUCUAUGAUUCAACACACGCGAUAUAUGCAAUCAAGAGACGAACGAGAGGAACGUAAAAAAAAAUUUAUAUUUUUUCCGUGAAUAGCCUCAUUGAUUGUCGAGGAGCUGAAUACAAUUGUUGGCAAUGCUUUUCGUAUGGCGUAUGUGGUGCAACUCCAACAUCAGCCUAUCGUCCGCGGUGUAGCCACCUCGAACAAGCCUAAAGAAAAACAAAAGAACGUUUGGAAUAAGUCUGGGGCAGUUGAGAUUGUAAACAGAAACGACACGAAUAGUGGUGGAGGGGCGAAUUUCUGGCUAAAAAGUCGGACAGCACUAGCGUCGCGUACUGGAAGCGGGGCAUCUGAAGCGGACAUGAACGUACAACUCGGUACCGGCGGAUCGCCCACGCUGCGACUCGCAACAGUCAAGACACCAAAUUCGAUACCGGGACUGAGACCGUCACACCCAUUCUCAAACGUUCUGGGACCAAUACUAAAUCAAGAUGAGAAAAGUACAUCUCCACAAAGUACACCGAGCAGUGACGAGAGUAAUUCUCCCACUGAACUCAACUCGUACAAGAAAUUGGGAGACAAGCCUCCUUUGAUAAAGCGACUGACUAUGGGUCUGACUAGUGGAGUCUUGGGUCUCAACAGUGAGGAUGAUAGUUGUCCGCUGGUGAGCGGUAGCAGUACACCAAUGAGCCCAGCCAAUAGGCCACACUCCGGUGGCUACAUUAAUGAGGCCAUAAUUGAUUCAGAGAUGAUCAGAACACCAUAUAAUAAGAUACCCCUUCCUAAGAGCAUCGAUAAUACUACCAAUGCAUCGAUGACUGCGAAGAAUUUGAAUAUCGAGAAUAUCAGGAUCGGUAAAAAUUCUCCGGGUUCUGUGAACGAAACAGAUUUCAAAACCAAACGGAGAUCACAAAUAAGUACGUCAAGCAGUUCUGUUCCUGCAGAUAACAGUAUCCACGAAUUAACACCCACACCACCCCCACUUCCAGAAAGAAACGAUAGUCUGAAUAACCGCAGUGAAGAGUGUGAAUUGUGGAAGGCUCCAUGGUUCCAGGCUGGCAUACCCAGGGAGAUAACACUAGAAGUGUUGAGCCAAGAACCAGAAGGUGCCUUUAUGGUCCGCGAAAGUACCAGUAAACCAGGCUGCUAUGCUCUAUCGCUGCGUGUGCCGCGGGAGUUUCAACCAAGUGGAAUUGCGCAUUAUUUAAUCAUGCGGACGAACAAGGGCUAUAAAAUUAAGGGCUUUACGAAAGAAUUCACCACGCUCACCGCAUUAAUAACACAUCAUUCAGUGAUGCCAGAGUUGCUGCCAUGUCCCUUAUCCCUCAGUCGUUACAAUCCAAGUUUCUUGAAGACUGAUUCAACGAAAGACUUUGCAGAUAUCAACUCUGAUCCUGACUAUCACACUCUAGCUGAUUUUCGCAAAAUGAUGGCGGAUUUGAAUGUUUGAAAGCUAAGACAAGUGGUCUGGCAGCCGGUGAUAAUUAUUAAGGAAAUUAGAAUACAUAAUUGAUGGUAAAAAACGAAACAUCGAUACUAAUUAGAAAGGACUUUGAAAUGAAGUAAACGUGUUAGCUGCAGGAAAAAAUACUGCCAAGAACGUUUUAUUAUGACAGUGAAAAGAAUCAUAACAUUGUCAUAUAGUCCAAGAGGCGCAAAGGGUGCGUAUAAGCAUAGCUUUUACACCUCUUUGGCUCUACGGCGAUGGAUAGCAUUGAACUUAUUGCGUGAUUUGGCAGAUUUUAAAAUGGAGAAAUUGAUGUAAAUGUGUUUAUAUGUAUAUAGUUUUUGUUCAUUGUUAUAGUUGCUUUUUAUUUAAACUGAAGAAUUAAUAAUAAUACAAACGGCGAACCAUACAUGAGAAAAUAUUUUUUUUCUUUAUAAAAAAAGAAUAAUAGAUUAAAUUUAUGGGGUAAGUUGUAAAGUAAAUGCCAGUCGAAAACAAUUACAGUCAUUCGCAAAUAACUUUAGAACUAGUAGCUCACUAUCAUAUAAAAUUUAGUUACUGCGAAAGAGGUUUUCAGAAAUUUUUCACAUGCUUUUUGCUCUUGAGAGGGUGGUAAAAGUACCCAAAUAUGUUUUGAAGCUCUCUCCUGUUUUUACCACUUGGCUACUGACAUCAAACUGAGGAAAUAUUCGAUCACUCGACUAAACCUAGUCUUGUACAGAAGUUACGUGAACAGACUUUAGGAUAAUAACGAUGAAACGAAAGAUAUGAUAGAAAUUAUAUACUAUGUUACAAAUCCUGCUAACCAUUAUUCGCAGCUUGAUUAUCAUAACAUUCUGAGACUGUACACUAGUGAUGUAUUGUAUAAUUUCAAAAAUAAAAUUAUUUAUUACAUUUA
Diachasma alloeum is the source of this 3299-nucleotide messenger RNA. Its product is annotated as tensin-1. The record is from RefSeq and is a predicted model, not a curated record. Lineage: Eukaryota; Metazoa; Arthropoda; Insecta; Hymenoptera; Braconidae. Bases 1100 to 2404 code for a protein of 434 amino acids. The transcript is spliced from 7 exons.